GUCGACAAACGUUACGGCGUACUGAGAUAAAAAAGAAAUAAAAAGAGAAAAAGGGAACGCUGGUCGCUAACCCGUUUAUCCUGAGGGGGUGGUCACGCGGAUGAGAGAUUAAAUUAAUCAGUUUGAGCACAAAUGGCAUCGCCACGGUGGAUACUGCCGCUGCUGAUCUUGGGAACGAGCGCAAUCACGCUGAUUCCCGCGGCUCGACACUUCCAUGACGAGCUUCUCAGGAGCCCCAAAAACAUGCGGAAGCAGAGGUCCCUGGACAUGGCGGAUUCACCUGAGUAUUACAACGACCUGCACUCGUUCAAGUAUCACGGCGGCGACACCGACCGCAAGUUCGAUCGCGACUUCGACGAGGACGACGAGGAGAUCGAGUUCCUGCCUAGCGACAAUGGUCAGCUGGAAACGGUGGGGGAGGGUCUCCAGGGCUUGAAUAAUAAGCUACUCGAAAGAGCACUACUCGAUUAUUUGGAGACUCUACCCGAGCAGGAAGAACCGGUGCAGGCCUCGAUCUUUCGCGAGCGCGAGCGAAGUGGUAGCCGCAAACGGGGUGGCGCCGGCGAUCGACUGAACCUGGACAACGAAGAUCUGACGAGGUUGUUCAUGGAGGAACUGCAGAACGGUUUUCCGUACGGUGCGCUCGUGGAGGUGGACGACGACUAUCUAACUGCUUUACAAUCAAUUUACGACAGUUACAGAGCUGGUAGAGGGAACAAAGUAUACGAAACGGCAGGACCAAUGUCUUGGGGCGAGCUACUUAGCAAGGAUUCAUUGAGGAGCGAGAUGAAGGACGGCAAUGAUGAGGAGUUCGUGGAUCGCGAUCAGGAUCAGGGCAUCCUAUACUUGCCGGCGGAACGUAGGAAUGUAAACGGCCGAUUUCCUAUCGGCCGCGAGUUCGGUAGCUAUCGCAAGCUGACUAAGCGCUAUCCGGUCGCUAAGAGAAGCCCCAGGCCGACCCAAACCAGAUCAAAGACUACGGAUCCUAAGGUUGCUCAAGACCUAGGAGCCCUAUUCGGCACGCAAUUCACGAAUUCACACAAUCACACUCAUAAAUCUGAUCAUGAACACGAACACGAUCACGAUCACGAUCACGAACGUAAGCAAGAAUCUGAUCAAAAUCACGAACACAAGCACAAAUCCAAUCAGAAUCACGAACACAAGCACAAAUCCAAUCAGAAUCACGAUCACGAACACGAGCACGAUCAUGAGGGCAAGACGGAAACGCCGUCGAAAGUGACGCCGUCCCCGAAGGGCCAAAAAGAAAACUCUACGAAGACGGCCAAAUCGAAAUUCCUUCAGGUGAGGAAGAAGAGCGUCGACUGGUCGCAAUAUUUCGGCAUUGAUCGGAGGAAGAAGAAGACGACCCUCACAGCCGGACAGGGCACGCAGAAUCAGGACGACGAGUGGAUGCUGCAGCGUUACUACGAGAAUAUGGCCGAAAAUUUAAAGCCAAAGGAAGACGAGAAUGAGCGGAAGGAUAAACUCGAGCAGAUGGAUACAAAAUUGAAAUAUAUUAAGGACUUGAUUAUCGAUGAAGCUAUGAGGUACGCUGCUUCGGAGGAUAAAGUGGAUCUGCAGAAGGUGAAGGAUAAGUUAAUGUCGCGAAUGGCAGCGGCAUAUACCUUGCAGAAAAUGCAAAAAGCGCUGAACGAUCUUCGAAACAAUGUUGCGGCUCAUAAGCAGACACAGAGAACGCAAAAGGAGGCACAGCACAAUUCUACGUCUAAUUUUCGCGAAAACAAUAAUCCGAACACUAAUAGUGUUACCGGCAGUAAAGCUGACGAGAAACGGAACGAUAUUAAUAACAAUAUAGAGGAAAGCGAAUCCAUCGAGGAACCUAGAAGCUGUCCGGAAUUAGAAGCCAUCGAGUGGCGAUGCCGAACUGUGGAUAACGUAGCCGGCGACACAGCUCAAAUGCUCUACGUGCCCUGUGUGAAAUUGCAAAUCUGCAAAGCUUGCGCGCAGAACGAGGAGGGGCUGUUACCCUGCCUCGCCAACUACGCCCUGGUGGCCGGCAAGGUGUGCGACGCGUUGGAGUCCAGGGACGGGCAGUCGCGGAUGGCGGCUGCGGUGCGCGAGGGCGAAAGGCAGUCCUGCGCGAACGCUGCGUUGCUGCUGUCGCAGUUGCAGCCACCCGGGGCGGCGACCGCGCAGUGCCGCGCGCGGAACUCAUGUCUGCGGCUGUAUCAGGCGCGAUACGAGCACCGCUUCCGCACGUCGCCGGCGUACGAGGGCAGUUCCGGACGUCGCAUCCAUCACGAAGGAGCCCUCGACGCGCUGCAGCAAACCAUGUCCGAACGAUAAGGAUCAGGCGAGCGAGAGGAAGCUCCGGUCCGGCCGCGCGAUACGGUUGAACCGCCAGUUAUCCGGACGUCCAGGUAUCGCCUGAGUACCGAACGGGCUCCCCCCCCCCCCCCCUCCUCCUGACGAUCGACAUCCGACUGAACGCGGAACGAGGAUUUUUAAUUUACGCCGAAACUGUUUUGCUGUUGUAGUUAUAUUUGUUAUUUUGUUUAAUACCCCCUAGGCCUACGUUUUCUUUUACUAAAAGUCUCGUCCGGAUAACCGGCGGUUUACUGUAUUAAAAAAUCUUCCGUCGUAAUAAAGCAUGAAUCAAGAUUAGUCCUCCCUGGGUACCACACGUUUCCUUAAGCUUCUCGGAUCUCAUACAGAAAAAAGUUAAAAAAGAAAUUUAUAAGUCGAUUGUCUAUGUGAUUAUUUUAGUCACAGAGACCCCUGCGUGUGGUACCAGCUGAGGAUUAACGAGAAGCUGCGGCACACGAAAAGUCAUUCCCGAAUCGAAAUAAAAUGGAUUAGAAUAGUCAUCAAAAACCGUAUAAAUUUUUUUUUUUAAUACCGGGAAAAAGUAGCAGUAGUAGUAUGCAGAAAAGAAGAAUAGUAAAGUCCAUUUACCAACGUAGAUUAACUUUAAUCUCGGCUUAACUUUCUUUUUAUCUUUUUCUAGUUUUAAGAAUUAGAUAUGUUUUCACAUAAUAAAGAAUUUUUAAAAGUGUAAUAAGACCGUACGUAUAUGAUAGAUUAAAAAUUCUUUAUGUGAAAACACAUCUAAUUCUUAGAACUAGAAAAAGAAAAAAAGUAAGUUAAACCGAGAUUAUAAAGUUAAUUUACAUUGGUAGAAAUGGACAUUAGUUUGCAAACGUGGAGUCUCCGUUUCCUUUCGAUUCGAGAACAGGUUUCAAAAAUAUCGGUGGUACUCGACGUGAAACAGCAUUUUUCGCACACGACGCAUAUGAAUUCCUCGUCAGCGCAAGAUUUCAAAAUCCUGAAUUUAAAAAUUAAAAAAAAGGAAGAUAAUGUCUAAUUAGCGAAAUGUUGCGUUUUAUCUGUUUAAAAGAAGCUUGUAAACCCUGGAUCUAAAAGGAGAGUAGAUAAUACCUCUAAUUAAGAGAAUAAGAUGUUCUAUCUGUAUUUGCGAGGUGUGCUAUAUAUUCGUCUGGACGGAUUCACGAAACAUCCUCCCUUUCCCUCGAUCCUCCUACAUUGAACUGAACAACGAUUAACGAGUUUACAGAGACAAUAAAUAAAUGAUAUCCCCGACAGAUUUAUUUGCACGACGACUCGUAAUGAGGAAACGAACUUUGCGAAUGUUUGCCAUCCCCGAAAGGGAUACUGCAAAAUUCCAUCAAAUAUGUAGAGUUUGGACGAACGCCUCGCAAAUGAAAGUCGAGAGGAGAUCCAACGACGUAAAAAUAUAUGUGUAAAUUAUUGUGUUAAGUAUCCUAAAAAGAGAAAAAAAAAUUAUUGUCGCGAGCGCAUAUGUGUCUCCCCUUUAGCGCAUUAAUUCUUCGCGCUCGCGCCAAUCAAAAGAUUACAUUAGACGCGAUUAUAAUUUCUCGCACGCGGUAGUUACACGCGGAAUUGCCGGUUUAACGCGUUUCUCGCCGGGAGAAAACGUAACAAGAAAAAAAAAUAAAGAUAGAGAGAAAAAGAGAAAGAGAAAGGAAAGAAAGAGAAAGGAUACUUGACGCAGCUUCUAAAGAGUCUAUCUCUUCGCAAAUCUAUAUCUAUUAUUACUGUCUAUUAUAUUAUAUAUAUCAAAUGUUUACGUUACACGGCGUUAUAUGGAUACGCAUGUCGAUGGUGUCUAGUCGAUGUGUCAGUCCUAUAUUCGAAAUAUAAUAAAUAUAUUUCAACAUAAA
This is a messenger RNA of Temnothorax curvispinosus, 4163 nucleotides long. RefSeq lists its product as uncharacterized. NCBI's taxonomy places the organism in Eukaryota, Metazoa, Arthropoda, Insecta, Hymenoptera, Formicidae. The transcript is spliced from 10 exons. Bases 133 to 2307 code for a protein of 724 amino acids. The record is from RefSeq and is a predicted model, not a curated record.